UUUCCUUUUUUGAAUAUGAUGGACCCUGUUGGCGAGUUUAAGUUGUGGCGAUAACUUGUUACGGACACUAACCCCUGGAUUCAUGGUGUACCAUACUUGAUAUAAAAUUAUAUGUACUUGAUUAAUUGGGUGUCUUGUUAGGUGUUAACUACUUGUAUGUGAGGCCUCCCCAAUGAGGUCUUGUUAUUUUCUUUUGUGUAUCUUAGAAGUUGGAAAUGUAAUUCUUAUUUCUUAGUACAUGCACAUCUUAUUGCCAGUGAGUUUCUUCCUGCAGUAGGUACCUGGGUGUGAUUUCAUCUAAUAGGGUAGUUGUUUACAUAACCGGAUUCUUUCUUCUGUAUAAUCUUUAUUCCUUAUGUCUUGUUAACUAUGGGCAAUAAGCACUAUGGCAUCAAAUGGUCUGGCCAAGUGUUAUUUUGCCAAUUGUUCAUCAAUUAUAUACAUACUGCUAAACAACGUUCUCUGCAAUCCGAGUAAGACAGAGCCCACCACUAUUGACUACCAGUAAAACUGGGCCAGAUUAUGUGAAGUCUGUGUCUUGCUAAAGUUCAGCAUAGCAAGCAACAAUAAAGCUGAUGGUUGCAAAGCGAUUGAGUGAUGAAAUAUGAACAAGGUUAUUGUAUCCCUUGGCCCGUUCUGUGUUUUCAGUGCUCAAAUGACCGCAAAGUGGUUUGAUGUGGAUGCUGCAUUCCCAUCUUUACAUUGUGGCUUUGUUGGAUGAGAGAUCCAGUCAAGCUUAUUUGGCUCAACAGCAGAAGUCUUGUUGAGUUUUGGUGGGGUAUUAGGGUAUGUUUACCGAAAAAGUGUAUUUUUUUAAGCGUAGACCCCCAUACUCAACUGAUUCUUUGGCGCAGGAUAACAUUGCAAUGUCCAUACCCAUUGCUGAUGGACGGUGUCUAUUUCGUGUCCUGACCGUGACAAGUUUCUCUUCUUGUUUCAACAAGAGCUCUCUGAUACAUCAUGGCAUCACAAUCACAUAUUAUUCUCAGACACUAUUGCCCUUCAUUCCUCGUGAAUUUUGCCCCGCCUUCAUUUUCAGACUUGUCACAGUGCCGACCUCGAAGCUGAGGCAGCAGUUUAAAAUGGAGAAGGCACUCUUUUACAUUAUCCCAUCAUGUGACAUCCACCUUUCCCUGGCAUCUUUAGUCCACCACUGAAGGUCUGUUGCUGAUUUUAAUGGUGUCAAAGUUUCUAGCUUUGACAGAGUGAUUGUAAUGCAAUGAAAUGCUAGCUAGAUGGUUUUGCUUUUGUUUAUAUGGAUGAUGAAAGAGAUGCAGAGGAUGCUAUUCAGGGGCUUGACCGAAUAGAAUUUGGCAGAAAGGGACGGAGGCUUCGUGUUGAGUGGUCUAAGGAAGAACGGAGCAGGAAGCCUGAGGGUUCUAAAAAAUCUUCAUCAAGCUUCAGAGUUUCCAAGACCUUGUUUGUCAUAAAUUUUGAUCCAUAUAAUACUAGGACAAGAGAUCUGGAAAGGCACUUUGAUCCAUAUGGAAAAAUACUCAAUAUAAGGAUCCGAAGGAAUUUUGGAUUUAUUCAAUUUGAAGCACAGGAGGAUGCCACUAGAGCCCUGGAUGCUACAAAUAUGAGUAAGCUGAUGGACCGAGUUAUCACAGUGGAGUAUGCAAUCAAAGAUGAUGAUGAUAGGAAAAAUGGAUAUGGUCCUGGUAAAACCUAUAAUCAAUCACCCAGGAGAGGUUAUGACCGAGGCCGAUCUCGUAGUCCACGUGGAAGAGAUAGGCUGAGUCCAGACUAUGGUCGUGGCCGAGAUCGGCCAAGUCCAGACUAUGGUCGUGGUCGAGAUCGGCCAAGUCCGGACUCUGGUCGUGGUCGAGAUCGGCCAAGUCCUGACUAUGGUCGUGGUCGAGAUAGGCCUAUUCCUGACUUUGGUCGUGGUAGAGAUCGGCCAAGUGCUGACUUUGGUCGUGGUAGAGAUCGGCUAAGUCCUGAUUAUGGUCGUGGCCCUAGUCGAAGUCCUAAGCACAGGGAAAGGAAUUCUGAGUAUGGCCGUGGCCAUAGUCCAGCUGUAGGAAAGGAGAGAAAUCUUGGUCAUGGGAAUGUUCGCAGCCCUAGCCCUCGUAGGGAAAGAACAGGUCCAGGAAAUGGCCUUAUGAGCAGUCAGCUGAAAAACAGAAGUCCUGGUUAUGGUGAUAGACCCAGUCCUAGUCCUCAAAGGGAGAGGAGAGAUAAAUAUAGCCUGGAUGGUUAUAAUCGUGGCAGCAGCCCAGGUCCUAAACUUGAACCAGUAGGAAAUCCUGUACGUGAUGGGAGGGGAAGUUCAGAGCGAUGCAGGAGUCGUUCACCUCCAGCUCGGGAAAGAUCGCGCUCCUGAUUUGCUUGAAGCUGUUUUGAUAACUUGGAGUAAUAUCUGUAGAAUGGUUAUGUUGAAAGUGGUGCUUGUAGAAUUACACCUUGAAGUUGCUGGAACAUCAAAGUAACAUGUGGGUUUUAGAACCAAUGUAAUAUACCUUGGGAGAUGGUUUUUGCCGUCGGAAGUGAUUUAGAACUGCUACCGUGUAUCUGCCUUGUUUACUGGAUACUCUCUUUUCCAUUUGA
Molecule: messenger RNA, 2550 nt
Organism: Solanum verrucosum
Lineage: Eukaryota; Viridiplantae; Streptophyta; Magnoliopsida; Solanales; Solanaceae
Product: serine/arginine-rich splicing factor RS31-like
Exons: 5
Coding region: 1256-2326 (356 amino acids)
Biological process (GO): mRNA splicing, via spliceosome
Cellular component (GO): nuclear speck
Molecular function (GO): RNA binding
Source: RefSeq, a predicted model, not a curated record